This is a messenger RNA of Striga hermonthica, 705 nucleotides long. The record is from the annotation of a GenBank genome assembly. Lineage: Eukaryota; Viridiplantae; Streptophyta; Magnoliopsida; Lamiales; Orobanchaceae.
AUGGAUGUCAGCGUGGUUUUUGGAGUCCUAGGCAACAUCGUUGCAUCUCUGCUAUUCCUCUCACCGGCAGAUACUUUCUGGAGGAUACUGAAAAAUCGAUCGACCGAGGACUUUGAAAGCAUUCCAUACACAGUGCUGCUCUUGAAUGCAUCUCUAUGGAUUUACUAUGGAAUCAUGAAACCAGUUGUGCUUCUUGUGACCAUCAAUGGAUUUGGGGCCGUCAUGAUGAUUAUUUAUCUCACCAUAUUUGUAACAUAUGCUCCUCCUAGAAUGAAGGUGAGGACUGUGGCUACCUUUGUGGUAAUGAAUGUCGGUUUUUAUGCGAGUGUAAUUUUGGUGACUAAGUUGACCAUGAAUAAGGAUGCUCGAAUCAGUACCGCUGGCACACUCUGUGUUUGCGUUACUGUAAUUUCUUUUGCCUCUCCUUUGUCUGCUAUGAGAACAGUGGUGAUGACCAAGAGUGUGGAGUUCAUGCCGUUCUUCCUCACGUUUUUCUAUUUCCUUGUUGCUACCAUAUGGAGCAUUUACGGGAUAUUACUUCACGAUACUUUCAUUUUGAUACCAAAUGGAAUAGGGUUCGCACUUGGAGUAGCCCAACUUGUGCUAUACGCUUCGUACAGAAAACCGAGCCCAUCAAAGGCUGUAAAUGGUGGUAACUUGGAAGAGGGUGAUCAACAUCAACACCUCAUUGUAAACUAUGUAUAG